AAAGAUAUAUAUCAUGUGACUAAAAUUCAGAUCUACCUGAAAUCAACUAAAGCAAAUUAUCGGUCACCUGUGCUCAUGUGAUUUUAUAAACAUACAUGUACGUUCUAUCUAUCUACAAGAUAUUUAAUGAUAUUCACCAUAUCUUUAAUGUAAACACGGUUAAAACAGGAUACAUGAUCUUAGUUAGUAAUUAAAAAGAUGGGAAAUUGCUGCGGAAAUGAGGAAGAACAAAAGCCGUUGCUAAAUUCCGGAAAUGUGGGAGUCCGAUCCGGAACUUUGUCUCACACAGUUCCUGUUGUGACUGAAUCCCCUCAGUCAGCCAGGCAGCACAACCCUGUGGCACAAAGGGACUUUGAAACGUCUAUAGAGAUGAUAUCUACAGUACAGUUACAGACUAUUCCCAUAGCAACCAUUGACAAAACGUUUAAGGACUUAGGGAAGUUGUACAACGAAGUAAUUGACAACUUUAGAUCCCUGGAAACAGAGACACACAACUUCAAGGAAUAUUUUGUAGCCGACACUGCUGGUAUACCUGUGCUUGCAACGUGUGUAACGAUACUCAGAAAAAGAGCAGGUGACGCAGUUAUCAAAUUAGAGAGAAAGUCAAUGAACUUUAUUGAGCUUACUUACGAUACAAAAGAAAUCACCAACACAUGCGCUGGGGACCCAGAAACUGUUAUAAAACCGUUGGAGCAUUUUUCCAACGCAUGUCGUCAUAUCCGGAAUGUGCUAGCACACGCCCCUCAAGUCGAACAUAAUGUGAAAAUAAUUCUUCAAGAUGAGGAUACUUUAAAGAAAGAAAUAAUGAAAGCCGAUUUGUCCACGACAGAAAUUCAGCAAGGCAUUAAGACAUUCUGUGAUAAUGUGUCCAAGCUACGCACUGUAGCGGCCGGUACUGACACGAUUAAACGGGAUGUGGAGAAAAAAUUUAAGGAGUUUUCAAAAGCAAGUGAAGGGUUCUUCAUUGAAAACGAGUCGUGAUUUGGAUAUAACUUACACUUGAUAAAACUCCCAAAAAACAUUUACAUUUUACAAAUAUCUUAAUCUUUAAGCACAUGCAAUCAUAAAAUUAGGUAUACGUUUAUACUGUGAACGACAUAAAUUUCAAUAAAAAUAUUUAAGACAUC
Messenger RNA from Mercenaria mercenaria, 1127 nucleotides. RefSeq lists its product as uncharacterized. Lineage: Eukaryota; Metazoa; Mollusca; Bivalvia; Venerida; Veneridae. The record is from RefSeq and is a predicted model, not a curated record. The transcript is spliced from 5 exons. Bases 199 to 981 code for a protein of 260 amino acids.